AUGGCCGGCGAGGGGGAGAAGAGGCCAACUUUUUUCGUGGCUGUCCAUGUCGGAGCUGGGUUCCACGCCCAUUCGAGCGAAAAGUCUUUCAGGAAGGCUAUGAAAUGCGCUUGCCGCGCUGCGGCCUCCCUUCUCCUCAAGGUCUGUCUGGGAUGUCACACGCUAAAAUAUCGAGUUUAAAGAAAUAUAUGGUUAUCUCGUGUUCUGGUAGCCAAUUGCAUCGAACGAUCAGUAAGGAAAUGAUGAAUGUGGGAGUUGUCUCGUAGGGUCGCUCGAUCUCGACUUACGUUUGCACAAGUAUGUAGCUAUGUCAAAAAGGGGAGAUGACCGAACACCUUGUGCUCAUCUUUUUGCGUCUCCCUCCCACUAACUUAGUAUCGUCGGUUCCAUACUGGGCCAUGCUAAUUUCUUAUUCUAGCAUCCAUCCAUUCUAUGUCUGCUCCAUAAAACUUCCGCAUAUUAAUUGCCACUCUGUUCACAAAUCAAUCUUGGGGAGGACGUCGAGUUCCCAGCAAAUGUACUUGACGCCUGAUGCCGAUGUCAUUCCGCGCGGUCCUUUGUUGGGUGAUCAAAGAGUAGAAUAAACGCUGGGAUGUCUGUCUUUUUUUCUUUAUAAUGUUGUUACACGCGAGGCAAUUAAGACAGCUUGGGUUCUAUGAUAUCUACCUAUCGUUUUUCCUGGUGAAUUCGAUAACUGGGCACCUUAGUGAGAAUGUUUUCUUCGUUCAGCCUUUUCUUGAAAAUAGAGAGAAAGCCAGAAUUGUCUUCAAUCCUGCUGUCUCUUCCGGCUUGGGUUUCUGUCCAAGAAUAAUUUUUUUAAUUGUGGUUGACACGUGGUACAUGGUUUUUCUUUACAUGAUUCAGGACCACGGUGGAUGCAUAGAUGCUGCCUCAGCAGCCAUUCAAGUUCUGGAGGUGAGCAGAUGCUUGAUUCAUAGUUUCAUGUGUUUACAGCAUUAGUUACAUUCAUUAUUGAGCAAAUGAAAAAAUUUCAUAUACUUUUUCAUUGUAUCCUUUCUUUUUCUCUUCCUCAUUCCGCCUUAGAUGUCUCAAAAAAAUGAUGACCGUGCCUCUGAAUGUAUGCUCCUGUUGUUCUUCAUUGCACUUGGCCAGGUCAUCUGCAAUGCCUUUCAUGGAUUUUAACCCACGCUACUUCUAUUACUAUUCGUCUUCAAGUUUGUUUGACAUCCCAAACUUUCUCUAUUUUGCCUGCCUCUAUUUAAUCAUUCUUAUAUGGGCUAGUUCUCUGUUCCAAAAUGGAUUUUCUUCGUGCCUCAAAAGUUUUUCCGAAAGCAAGAAGCUGGCUGAAUUGGCAUUUUUAUGGAAAAAACCGUUCAAUUUAAUCCUUGUCAGUUGUCAUCCUGUGAAUGCUAGAGUUACUGCUUUCUUGGGGUACAUUGCUACGUCAUUUUGGAGACCUCUUGAAGGACUUUUGUUGAAGGAUGGCGAUCUAUUUGUUUUUGUAAUCAAUGACAUUAUGUGAACCACAUUGUAAUUUCCUAUAUGUGAAGUCAAGGUACACUGUUAUUAUCUAUGUUUGUCGUUUUUUCUUGUGUUUCCCCUCCUACCUAUUAUUAAUGAAAACAAAGCCAUUUUUGUAUUAGGUGUGCGAUAUAUGGUCCACUGCUGUGAUUUGGCCUGUGAUUUAUAGUGGUCCCUUUUCCUGGACGUUUCCCAUGAAUUGUUAAAAAAAGAAAACGUCCAAUCAUUUCAUGAUUUUUCAUGCCACCUAAUCUUGUUUCUACUCUCCCAUUAUAUUUUUGUCUCUUGUGGGCUUUGGCAGAUUUCUUGAGAGAUUUCUUCUCCUAUAUCGUUCCUCAACAUUGACAUUGAAGUAGCCUUCUGUGUUUUUGCUUUGUUCGCAUAGCGUCCUGUCUUUUCUUUUUCUUCUCUUUGACUUUUGUGAUGAUUGGUGAACCUACAUUUAGUUGCAGUUUGUAGAUAAGGUUUUCAUACUCGGUGAUACAAUCACCUACAAGGAACAUUACAGAGGACUUGUAUCGAAGAAAACCUGUGAUGACAUGUAUACUUUGGUUAUAGGAUGAUCCAAUCACAAAUGCAGGCCGGGGUUCAAAUUUGACAGAGCGGGGACAUGUGGAAUGUGAUGCUAGUAUCAUGGAUGGUGUUUCUGGAUCCUUUGGAGCUGUAGGGGCCGUGCCAGGUUUUCUUUUCGCUUCUUUCAAGUUUAUACAGAAAAAAAUUAAUCUGCAUGGUAUUCAGAAUUUUUUUGACUUCGGGACAAUUUUUCCUCCCAUGUUACUCCACAAAGUGUGUGCGAUAUUUCGUUUUGCAAUCUGAUUGUUUUAGAGGAGUGUUUUUCUAACCAUUUAUUUACUGUAGAUCAGGUGUGCGAAAUGCUAUCAAAAUUGCUGCUUGUCUGCUAAAGGAGCAAUUGGUGGGAUCUUCUUUGUUAGGACGGCUGCCUCCAAUGUAAUGACUGCACUGAAUUGACGGUGCUUGAUUUUUCUUCGCUUGCUUUGAUGUUUUUAAUUCACGCUAUUAUUUGAUAGAAUAAUGAGUGAUCUAUUUUUCCGGUACACAUAUUUUUUAGAAACCAUGAUAUUACUGGCAUCUUUCGAGCCAUAAUGUUGAAGCUGUUCUCUAUCAAACGCCGCCUAGGAGAUACCUAAGUUACAAGAUGCUAACCGAGGCCAAGGAAUUUGUGUUCAAGGGGUAGCUGUUUCCUGGGUAUUGCGCACAUUGGGUUGUCAUGUUUGGCGAAGUCAUAGUCAGACAUGAUAAAAUUGUCAGCAUCGCAUAGAAUGGGCUCCGGAAUUGAAAGCAUUUUCUCCCUCCUUAGGGUGAACAACCGAAACCGAUUAUCUAGUGAAAAUAGUCUAAAGAUUACUGAUCAAUAAAUAAUCGUUUUCAUGUUGGUGGUUUGAUCAGAUCAAGUUUCUAUAUGGUUAACAUCAUGCAUUCAGCAGAUAGUUACAAAUAGGGUUGUAAAUGUGUUGGUGUAAAAACUCUGGAUGCUGGAUAACUGAGGUUGGAUGAGGGCACGCUAAUUAUUCUUAAAAGCAAUGUAAAAAAACCAUGUAGAUAUCCAAUUUAAGAAAACAUCAUCCAUCCUUCAUUGGAUAAACGUACAGUAUUAUGCGGGUCAUUGAGACGUAACUACAUAAUGGAAUUAGAUAGGAAACAGAGGUUCACAUUAAUUUUUUAAUGCAAAUUGAUCAUGUACUAUUCUAUUUUGUCAAAGAUAUUCUCAUCUUCUCACAUGAUUCCAUAUUUCUUCUGCAUAAAUCACUAUUAUCUGUGGCGACCUUAUCCUUAUAUUUUUUUUCAUAUCUAUCAAGAAUAUUGUUUCUUUAAGGUUUUUGGCUGGUGAAGGGGCCCGUGAGUGGGGAAAGUACAAGGGAAUCUGUAUGCCUGGAACAAUUUCAGAGACUGAGUUGGUAAUCCCUCUGCCAGAUUAUCUAUUGUGCCAUGUUUGCUUCCUUUGCAAACACUGAAAUUCUUCCACUGUCAGCUUAUCUAUGUUAAUUUCUAAACAGUGGCUAAUUACGGACAGGAGUAAGGUCCAGUGGCUUAGAUACAAAAGAAUGCUUGCUGAUGCUAUGGAAUCCAAUGUGGAACUUCCUUCUGAAGCCAGCACAAGUGAAGUGCUGCAAGUGCGAUCAGGUAUUCUCUUUUUAUGACAUUUUUCUGGUAAUUAGUGCCCGAAUAAAAAAAAAACUCACAUUAGGGCUCUUUUUUCUGUAGUAGAUAUUUAUGAAAGUAUUAGAUAUCAAAUGUUGUGGAUUUAUUGUGAGGAUGACUUGUUGGUGUCGUUUCCAAGGUUUAGUGCUCUCAACCUAGGGAGGAAUGGCGAACAGUUCCUUUUUUCUAAUUUGAAUUAUACUUACUAAUUUUUUAAAUAAGUGAAUCAAUACCCUGUGAACGUUUUAAUUCUCUUUCUCUUGAUUUUCACUUCUCAUUUACACCAAAGUCAGCAUUAAAUUUUCCUUCUGAACUUUGUAGAUAAAAGGAGAUUGAAGAUCAAUUCAGAACUUUGACUUGGGUAGUAGAGCUAGUGCUUUGCUCGUAAAACUGCAUGGAUAAACUUCCAAGAACGUUUUUUUUUUAUGUUUGCCUUUUUCUCAAAGGUACAUGUAGUUGUGAACAUAUCAUAGCCUUCAUGUUUCUGGAACUAGUGUUUACUUCCCUCAGUAUCUAUUGAUUAUGACAGAACGACAUAAGAAAUCAUGCUACAUUCGCAGAGGAAAACUCCAUCUUAUUUCUUUCAAGGUUAUGCUACUCAAUCUGCCUGCCAGAUUGAGCACAACAAAUGGCUUAUUUGAUUCAACUCUAUCUUGUUUUUGUACCAAACAUUUAUAUUGACGUGACUGGUUUUUGUUUAUUGGGCCUGAUAACACAUCGGUAAUGGCCUGUGCUACAUUCACAUAUUUACGAACUAUUUAUUCAGUGUACCAUACUAGCCCAUCAACUAUACUAAAAGUGGGAAACCUUUUUCUCCAUGCAAAUGGGUAAUGCUGCCAGAUAGAGAAGCGCAGUCUUGUGGGAGCGCGAAACGGGAUGAUGAUUCAGCUGGGCAGCAAUGUGGCGGAGAUAGUCAGGAAGAUUGCCACAUUCUGGACACCGUGGGUGCGAUUUGUAUUGAUUCUCGUGGGCACAUAGCCUCAGGUGCAUCGAGUGGAGGAAUCGCUCUAAAGGUGACGUCUUUACUCCAGACAUGCUUCUGAUGGGCAAGGAUGCAAUCUACUCUUCCCUGUCAACAUGCUUACAGAGAGUUCUCUGUGGUGCAACGGGGGUCCUGCAGGUUGAUGGCCGCGUUGGGCUGGCAGGAAUGUAUGGCUCGGGGUGUUGGGCGUCCUCAAAGGACCCCUUUGGAUCUCCAUGCAUAACGGGUUGCUGUGCCUCUGGUGCUGGGGAGUAUCUGAUGAAGGGAUUCGCAGCGCGUGAAUGCUGCAUCUCCUCGUCUCUGUAUGCCCCUCAGCUCCUUCUUCCAUUGUUUACGCACCUUCGUAGAGAUGAACUCACGGAUUUGCAUAUAUUUGCAGCUCUCAGGCAGGCCCGGCCUCUGCCUGCACCAAGGUUCUCCGUGCUUCUCUUCAGGGCAGCAGCCAUGGAUCUCUAGACACAGGCGGAGCAGGCCUGCUGCUAGUGCAGGCAGACGUUAAGAAGGUUGUGAGAACCCUCUCCUCCUCUCCUCCAGGCCCAUUUAUUGGGUCUGACUUUUAUCGUUUUUUCUUGCUUUUUUUGUUCAUCUGUUCUGAGUUAAGUCAACGGGAAGGACUUGGAAUGGAUGGAUUACUUAUUUUGCUUUCUUUAUUGGUCCAUCUAUUCUGGUUUAGAUAACCGGGAAGGACUUGGAAUUAAAAGCCGUGGAGCUCGUUGCUGCCUACUCCUCUUCAUCAUUUGGCAUUGGCUACUUUGCGAGCGGUAUGGAUCAACCCAAGGUAACGCCUUUAUCCACUUCGCCCCUUUCCUAUUCGGGAAAAUCUACCGGGUCCGCAGUUCUGAGUUGACUUCCUCCCAUGCAGACACUGAUUCUGAGAGCCGACAGACGGGGAAGCGGCUCUGCCGUCAAUCACUUCGGCACGUGCGUUGACCUCACAGCGUCCUAG
Spirodela intermedia is the source of this 5570-nucleotide messenger RNA. Lineage: Eukaryota; Viridiplantae; Streptophyta; Magnoliopsida; Alismatales; Araceae. The record is from the annotation of a GenBank genome assembly.